Molecule: messenger RNA, 721 nt
Organism: Zeugodacus cucurbitae (melon fly)
Lineage: Eukaryota; Metazoa; Arthropoda; Insecta; Diptera; Tephritidae
Product: general odorant-binding protein 56a
Exons: 1
Coding region: 91-588 (165 amino acids)
Biological process (GO): sensory perception of smell
Molecular function (GO): odorant binding
Source: RefSeq, a predicted model, not a curated record
CCACACUGCAACCAGCAAAGUAUUCAGUGUCAAUACACAUUACAGUAAACUACUAAAUUAAAUGUACUAAGCCAAGCUUAAAAGUUUAAAAUGAAAUACUCAAUCAUCUGCUGCAUUCUGGCGACAGUAUUACUCAGCCUGUGCGUUUUCAGCGCAGACGCCGGUUUACGCAAACCCAAGAAGCUCACACCAGAAUUGGAAGCGAAAUUCGAGGUAUUGACUGCUUGGAUCGCCUAUCGUCUCAAUUUGAAACACGCCAAGGAAGCUUGUGUUGGAGAAUAUGGUUACUCGGAUGAACUGGCCACCAAUCUUGUCAAAAUAAAGGUGGCGAACCCGACCGAUCAGCAAAAGUGCUAUGUGAACUGUCUCUACAAUAAAUUGGUAUUCUACAAGGACGAUGCUAUCAACAAACAGGCGAUGAAAGAGUCGCUGUACGAAAUUGUGGGUGAACAACGCUUGAUGAAUAUUGUGAAUGGUUGCCUCAAUGCUGGCGGCACAAAUGCCUGUGAUAAGGUCUACAAGUUCCAUGCGUGUGCCUCACCGGAAUUCGAUAAAGUACGCGGUGACAUUUUCUUGCCUGAUGAAUAGGAAACUCGCAAAAGUGAGCUGGAAACGAUUCGUAGGAGAGAUGAAAGUACUCAAUACCAUAAUUUGUUCUUAUAUAAUGUUAUAAAUAUUUUAGUCUAAUUAAAUAUAAUAAAAAUCAACUACAAAAGUCGAA